AAAUACUCGCCUUCUAGGGUUUUACUCCUCUCGAUCUCGUCCCUCUCGCACACCGUCGCCACUUGAGCGCGUCCUCUGCGGCCAUGGCGUCGGAGAAGAAGCUAUCGAACCCCAUGAGGGAGAUCAAGGUGCAGAAGCUCGUGCUCAACAUCUCCGUCGGAGAGAGCGGCGAUCGCCUCACCCGUGCGUCAAAGGUGUUGGAGCAAUUGAGCGGACAAACUCCUGUGUUUUCAAAAGCCAGGUACACAGUUCGGUCUUUUGGUAUCCGGCGUAACGAAAAAAUUGCUUGCUAUGUCACGGUUCGUGGUGAGAAGGCCAUGCAACUUCUCGAGAGUGGCUUGAAAGUGAAAGAGUAUGAAUUGCUGAGGAGAAACUUCAGUGAUACCGGGUGUUUCGGCUUUGGUAUUCAGGAGCAUAUCGACCUUGGGAUUAAGUACGAUCCGUCUACUGGCAUAUACGGGAUGGACUUUUAUGUCGUCUUAGAACGCCCCGGAUACAGAGUGGGCCGCCGCCGCCGCUGCAAGUCCGGUGUCGGGAUCCAGCACAGGGUCACGAAGGAUGACGCGAUGAAGUGGUUCCAGGUGAAGUACGAGGGCGUGAUCCUCAACAAGUCCCAAGCAAUAGCCUCGUAGGUGCGUUCGGACAUGCCAUAUCACCUCAUCCGAAGGUAGCUCAGUUUCUUUCAGUCAAAUUCCGACUGCUGGAAAACGAGUGCUUUUUAGGUGAUUCUUUUUUUUUUUUUUUUUUUCUUUUCCUGUGUUUUAGAAAUGACUUGAAUUUUCAUGUGCUUCUCUUCGAAGAGCCGAGUUGCCUUUUCUUCUGCUUUCGGUAGUAAUUGGAGUACUGCGAUUUUGUUAAAAUGAAAAAUUCAUCUCAUUCCUUUCUCGCCUUUA
Molecule: messenger RNA, 893 nt
Organism: Ananas comosus (pineapple)
Lineage: Eukaryota; Viridiplantae; Streptophyta; Magnoliopsida; Poales; Bromeliaceae
Product: 60S ribosomal protein L11-like
Exons: 5
Coding region: 84-632 (182 amino acids)
Biological process (GO): translation
Cellular component (GO): cytosolic large ribosomal subunit; ribosome
Molecular function (GO): structural constituent of ribosome; RNA binding
Source: RefSeq, a predicted model, not a curated record